UCCCAAAACACAACUGAUCCAGCUCUACCUCUUCUUGUCUUAACGUCAAACUCUGGCACAGAUCUCACUGGAACACAAAAACCAAUGGCUACUCGAAUCAGACAUAUAACCUCAGCUCUCGUGAUCCUCUCUGUAUUAUUACUAGUUUCAUCGUCUCUUGGAGUCGUCACAUCAACAGAGACGAAGCAGAACGAGGCGGAAGUGCGGCAGAUGUACGAGCGAUGGCUAGUGGACAAUCGAAAGAACUAUAAUGGUAUCGGAGAGAAAGAGAGACGCUUCAAGAUCUUCAAAGACAACUUGAAGUUCAUCUACGAGCACAAUUCGGUUCAGAAUAGGACUUACGAAGUCGGUUUGACCCGGUUCGCAGAUCUAACAAAUGAUGAGUUUCGAGCUAUUUACUUGCGGAAGAAGAUGGAGAGAAGUAAAGGUUCGGUGAAAAGUGAGAGAUACUUGUAUCAAGAAGGAGAUGUUUUGCCUGAUGAAGUCGAUUGGAGAGAGAAAGGCGCAGUUGUACCAGUCAAAGAUCAAGGAAACUGUGGAAGCUGUUGGGCGUUUUCUGCGGUUGGAGCGGUUGAAGGGAUAAACCAGAUCAAGACCGGUGAGUUAAUAUCUCUGUCGGAGCAAGAACUCGUUGACUGUGACAGAGGUUUUGUCAACGCUGGAUGUGAUGGAGGUAUCAUGAACUACGCUUUUCAGUUCAUUAUGAAAAACGGUGGUAUUGAGUCAGAUCAAGAUUACCCUUAUAACGCCAAUGAUCUUGGCUUGUGCAACGCCGAUAAGAAUAACAACACUCGUGUUGUUGUUACUAUUGAUGGCUACGAAGAUGUUCCUAGAGACGAUGAGAAGUCUUUGCAAAAGGCUGUUGCUCAUCAACCUGUUAGUGUUGCCAUUGAAGCUAGUAGCCAAGCUUUCCAGCUCUACAAAUCCGGUGUGAUGAGAGGAACAUGUGGAAUAUCUUUGGACCAUGGUGUGGUAGUGGUUGGGUAUGGAUCCUCAAGUGGUGAAGAUUACUGGAUCAUUCGUAACUCAUGGGGAUCAAACUGGGGAGAAAGCGGUUACGUUAAGCUCCAACGUAACAUCAAUGACUCAUUUGGGAAAUGUGGUGUAGCAAUGAUGGCGUCUUACCCGACCAAAUCAUCAUUCCCGUCGUCGUUUGAUUUGUUGUCGGAGAUUUAAUUUGCUCUUCCGGUAAAUGAUUAAGAACUAAUUUUGAAUAUUUUACUAAAUAAUCCAAUGGGGUCAAGUCAAAGUCUCACAACAUGUUAAUGUUAAUGAAGAUUCCAAUCUUAUCUUGUAUUUGAAGAACCUGCUUGACAGCACAGUCUAAGUACAGAAAGAGUUGUGAUGCUGAUGGUU
Messenger RNA from Camelina sativa (false flax), 1356 nucleotides. RefSeq names its product Cysteine proteinases superfamily protein. Gene Ontology annotation, molecular function: cysteine-type peptidase activity. NCBI's taxonomy places the organism in Eukaryota, Viridiplantae, Streptophyta, Magnoliopsida, Brassicales, Brassicaceae. Gene Ontology annotation, biological process: proteolysis. The record is from RefSeq and is a predicted model, not a curated record.